UGAGGACGAUAAUGAUGAAGGUAAAGAGAAAGAUCUUGAUUGUGAUGUAAGAGAAAAUGAUGAUAAAGAUGAUAAAGAUGAUAAAGAUGAGAAGGAUGAGAACGACAAAGAAAGAAAAGAAGUUAUUGCCGAUGUUGAAGAUAAAAAUAGAGAGAUUUUGAAAUAUGGAUAUUAUUAUUGA
Dentiscutata erythropus is the source of this 181-nucleotide messenger RNA. Lineage: Eukaryota; Fungi; Glomeromycota; Glomeromycetes; Diversisporales; Gigasporaceae. The record is from the annotation of a GenBank genome assembly.